Messenger RNA from Bombina bombina (fire-bellied toad), 4866 nucleotides. It is a transcript of the gene MANEA, whose product is annotated as mannosidase endo-alpha. Gene Ontology annotation, cellular component: Golgi apparatus. The record is from RefSeq and is a predicted model, not a curated record. NCBI's taxonomy places the organism in Eukaryota, Metazoa, Chordata, Amphibia, Anura, Bombinatoridae. Gene Ontology annotation, molecular function: alpha-mannosidase activity. The transcript has 5 exons. Bases 127 to 1473 code for a protein of 448 amino acids.
GGAGCUACAAACCAGGAAGUAAACGACUUGCGGGGGUGCAGAUUUUCUGCGAGCUUGCAAUACGUCAAGUGCAGGAAUCAGAGCAGUAAAUUGAAAAUAUAAAAUGGUAAGAACAAUGUCGUCAUCAUGAUAAGAUUCCGCAGGAGAACAUGUAUUACCCUGGGAUUUUUUAUUUUAUUCAUUUGUUUGAUUAUGAUGGGAUUGAAAACUUUGCGACCUGAUUCUGCUGCUUUUGGAAACCCUUUUGGACUUGGUCUAUUACCUGAAAUUGAAAGACCCUCUCCAGCAAAUACAUUUUAUAAGCCACGAAAAGGUGUCCAAAACAUGGAAAUUGUGACAAAAGGUUUAGUUCCAUUAAAGCCUAUUAUUUCAGAAUCGGAGAUGGAAGCGUUGCCAAGUCCAAAUUUCAACAUUCAUGUAUUUUAUUACACAUGGUAUGGUAGCCCUCAGUUCAACGAUAAAUAUAUUCAUUGGAAUCAUCCCUUGCUGAAACACUGGGAUACAAAAGUUGCAAAUAGUUUUCCAACAGGAAGACACAAUCCACCUGAUGAUGUUGGAGCUGAUUUUUAUCCAGAGCUAGGACCGUACAGUUCGAGGGACCCAUCUGUGAUAGAAGCACACAUGAAACAAAUUCGAUCAGCUUCCAUAGGUGUAAUAUCUCUAUCGUGGUAUCCCCCGGGAAAGAGUGAUGACAAUGGAGAACCAACUGAUGAUCUUGUACCAGCUAUUUUGGACAGUGCUCAGAAAUAUGGGCUCAAGGUUACUUUUCAUAUUGAACCAUACAACAAAAGAGAUGACAGCAGUAUACACAAUGAUGUUAUAUACAUUAUUGACAAAUAUGGCAACCAUCCAGCAUUCUAUCGAUUUAUCACCAGCACUGGUAGGGAAUUGCCAAUGUUCUAUAUCUAUGAUUCGUAUACAACUAGUUCAGUCAGAUGGGCUAAUCUUUUAAUGCCAUCAGGAUCCCAGAGUGUUCGGAAUACACCAUAUGAUGGAAUUUUUAUUGCUUUGCUUGUAGAUGAAAAGCACAAAAAGGACAUACGUAGUGGUGGCUUCGAUGGUAUGUACACAUACUUUGCCACAAAUGGGUUUUCAUAUGGAUCCUCACAUCAACAUUGGUCUAGCCUGAAAGAAUUUUGUGACACUAACAACUUAAUGUUUAUUCCAAGUGUUGGGCCAGGAUAUAAAGACACCAGCAUACGCCCUUGGAAUUUCCAGAACACAAGAAAUCGUGUAAAUGGGAAGUACUAUGAAAUUGCUCUAAAUGCAGCAUUAUUGGUGCGGCCCUCUAUUAUUUCUAUUACUUCAUUUAAUGAAUGGCAUGAAGGAACUCAGAUUGAGACUGCUGUUCCCAAGAAGACAAGUAAUAGGAAAUAUGAAGAUUACCUACCUCAUAAACCCAACAUUUAUUUGGAACUCACUCGAAAGUGGUCUCAAAAAUAUAUCAAGGAACAAGAACAAUGGCUAGUAUAAAUCUGUCUUUGAUUGCGUUUGGACUUACAAGCACAUGAAUAACAAGUUGUUUUUUUUCUUUCUUUUUUGUUAUAAAAAAAAUCAUAAUACCUGCAACAAAUGGUUAUUAGUUAUGUGGAUCCUAUUUUAAAGGGAUAUUAAACAGUGCAUCUUUGGCAAAAACAAAUAUAUCAAAUCAAAGUAAACCUAAAAAGAAACAGAUUGUGUAAAAAAACAGCAAACCAUUUACUUUUUUUCUUGCAUAAUGAGCACUUCAAUAUUCCCAGAUUAGCCCUGCCCCCAGUGUUAUAUGGGAGCUGACACUUGGGUUACAUUCUGACUGAUCUAGGCAUGAGCAAGUCUGACUCUAGUCUAUUCACUUAAAGGACCAGUCAAUGCAGUAAAUGUGCAUAAUCAACAAAUGCAUGAUAACAAGACAAUACAAUAACACUUAGUCUGAACUUCAAAUGAGUAGUAGAUUUUUUCAAAGUUAUGUCUAUAUCAAAUUUCAAAAUUGUCUAUUUCCACUCCUCCUGCAUCACGUGACAGCCAUCAGCCAAUCACAAAUGGAUAUGUGUAUAUUCUGUGAAUUUUUGCAUAUGCUCAGUAGGAGCUGGUGACUCAAAAAGUGUAAAUAUAAAAUAAAAUGAACACAUUUUGUUAAUGGACAUAAUUGGAACGUUGUUUAAAAUUGCAUGCUCUAUCUAAAUCAUGAAAGUUGAAUUUUGACUUGAGUGUCCCUUUAAUAGUAAGCAGACUAGAAGGUUUGUGACAGGCUAAGAAAAACCUUCCUGCAGCGGCCCCCUCCUCCUUGUAAGGCUGUGACAAGAAGUAAAUUAUACUGCACAAAUGUAGGUAAAAACCUGUUUAAUUAGUGUAAUGCUCGUGGGAUGCUCCUCUAUCAGACCAAACUCGGCCAGUAGUCUUGUUAUCCCAGCAUCAAGCCGGAAUGAUAGGGAAUAUCCGAGAGCAGAGACAGUUAGUAAGAUGAGGAAGGCGGCACUAACCACAGACAGGACAGUCCCCAGCGGCAACGGCAGAGCAGUCCAAGGACAAACCACUAGAAUGGUCUGGCAGGCAGGGUUUGGCAACAGUAAAGCAGUCCAAGAGCACACCACUAGAAUAGUCAGGCAGGCAGGGUUCGGCAACAAAGAGGAAAUCCAGCACAACAGGGGUUAAUAAGCAGAGUAGUCAGACAGGCAGGGUUCAAACACUUUAAGGCAAAACUGUAGUAACGAUCUAUCACACCCAGGAGCACACAAAGUAACACCUAUACUUGGGCAGUGAUAGAUCGUUAUUGAGCGACUUACAUAGGCGCAGGAUUUGCACCACAGGAAUCCAGACCGGAAUCUUAGAGAGAGGAGCGUGCGGCGCCGCACGCAUUCGGAUCCGACACAGCCCCUGGCAACGAGCAGGGAAGUAGACGCUGCACCCCUAGCAACGGCUAGAGCGGCACGGCGUGACAAAUAGAUGAAUAAUACAUAUUGCAAUUAUUUCUAUUAAGUAUAAGACACAGUUUAGUCCUUUUUAUUACAACAAUGAAACAGACUGUUUAAGAUCCUUUUUAUCAGGUAAGGGGCAACGUAAAUUCUCUAUACUUUCUAAUACUUUAUUUUAAAAUUCAUGUUGAAUUGCUAAAAAUCUUAAAGUAAUUUAUCUUUAACAUGAAUAUUGUAGCAAGCAUAUGUGGUGUUAAUGAAUAUUACACAUACAGUAGACUUCAUAACAUAAAACAAUAUUCCAGUGCUACGGAAUUUGGAGGUGCUAUACAACUAAAUGAGAAUAAUAAUAUGGCAUUUUAAGGGACAUUUUUUUUUAUCACGUGGUAGAUGUAUAGAAAUAGCGUAUGAAGAAAAAAAAUAUUUUAAUUUUGUAUAAGAAAAAAUAAAAGAUUAUUGGUUCAUUGAGAUAUGGCCUGCAAAUUAUUAAAAAAAAAUAUAUAUAUUAGCAAAUACAUCAUGCUAGAGAAAAUAGCUUAAGAAAACAGCAUCAUACAAGAUGACAAGAGAAGGACAAAAAGAGCCUUCUAUUUAACACCAGGCCAAGCAAUAUAUUUAUUAAAUAAGAAAAAGAGGCCUGAAGCAAACAAAAUUUCCUUCCUAUGAUAGGGAGAGUCCACGGCUUUAUUCCUUACUGUUGGGAAAUACAACACUUGUCCCCAGGAGGAGGCAAAGACACCCCAGCCAAAGGCUUAAAUAUCCCUCCCACUUCCUCAUUACCCCAGUCAUUUUUUGUCGUUUGUCACGUUUGGAGGUGGCAGAGAAGUGUCAGAAGAUUCAGAGAGUCCUAAAAAAAGGGUAUCUGCCCUUCGAGAUAGGACUGGAGUUUUAAGUAGUCAUGUCAGCAUAUUGAUGAAAGUUAGAGUCUGGAGAUGCAGAAACCAUCCAGACUACUGCUAACAGCUCCUAAGCAAUCAGUGUUGACGAGUUUCACUCCUGCAGAUCGGAUACUCUGAAACAAAUAGAGUACGGCUCUAAACAGAACACAUUCGCAACAAUUCAAGAGGUUUUGAAAACCUGAACCGGGCAAAAAGACCAGCCAUCUGACGAAAGGAUUAACGGUUAAAGCACACUACCACAUUACCCCAGCAUCUACUCCUUCAAGUGUGAGUAAUCGCGGAGAUGAACCAACGCGACAUACUGAAACCACUACAGCACUGGCAGCGGCUAUCCCGGCUUCGGAUCCACAUUUAUCACAGUAAAGAUUGAAUUGGGUACAAAAAGAAACUAGACCAGAAACAAAGUAUCCCAAAAGAAACAACGGGUAAGAUUUAUUAUACCUACACCAACUAAGGAAGUUAAUGUGAAGGGCAGAUAACCAAAACUACUUAACAGUGACUUAUAAUCGCAACAUAUAUAGCAAUUAGACAAAAACGUGUUGCAGCACGCCCACACAUACUAUCCCCACGGAGGACUUAACAUCAUCGCUUUUAACAAAAAGCAAUUAACAAUUACUCUAACGAUCACGGCAGAAAGACUUUAUCUUUCAUAACUUAUUAUACGAUUUUUACUGUAUCACUUUAUUUUUGUUUCACUUUUAUUAUUUGUUACUAAUGUUGAUACCAUUGAUGCUAUUUUAAUUAUGUAUGUUCAGCUUUAAACAAACGAAUAUGGUAAAUAUGGUAAUUAAGAAUUAAUAUUGUGAUUAUUCUUUGUGGAUACCAUAGUUCUUCACAAGUCCACUAUAUCAAAUCCAUAAAAAAUAUCUGCAAUUAAACCAAAAUUCAAAAAUUUAAAUAUACAGAUAUGUUUGUAUAAUACACUAAGUAACAGGGAUUGGAAAACAUAUAUCAUUUUAUUCACACUGUAUGGUUGGCCAAUCAGUUAGAUUUGUUUUAAGAAUCAAUUUCUAUUGUUUUAAAUUUUAUUGUAUGUAUUUAUAAUUCUAAAAAUAAAUAGAUCUCAUUGAAUCCAA